Molecule: messenger RNA, 1410 nt
Organism: Aaosphaeria arxii CBS 175.79
Lineage: Eukaryota; Fungi; Ascomycota; Dothideomycetes; Pleosporales
Exons: 1
Coding region: 330-1403 (357 amino acids)
Molecular function (GO): tocopherol cyclase activity
Source: RefSeq, a predicted model, not a curated record
UUAUUGGGUGUGCCCGCACCGCCAAGACAUUGUGAAUUCGAAAGUGUGCGUCAUGACCUGUACGACUUGCUUGCAAUACACUUUGUUCUUCGAGUAGCAACAGGAGUUUUGGUUUACGGAUCGCAUUGCCAUUUGAAAACAUUACCCUUCAUGCAAUCGCUGAAUUGACUUGUUGACUCAAUCACACUUGGUUGAACCGUGCGGAUGAUAUUCUCGUGUGAGGAGAGGAAUUGGCCGCCUUACAAGGAAGAAGUCAAGGAUUAGGCUCAUACACAUACUAUCACAGACAGUUACACGCGCACAUAAAAUCACAGCUCUACGAACUUACCAUGGAGCACUAUGCCCCUCACCAAGGCGUCGCCUUCGAAGGCUAUUACUCCAAAUUCCGCCUCCCAUCAGGAGCCCACCUCGCCCUCAUCAUUUGCAGCGUCCCCAAUGCCACCAACAAGCCCUCGCAUAUGGUAUCCCUGACAUACUAUCCACUCUCUGGUCGACCAAUCUUCCAACGUGAUCACUUCGUUCCAAGAAUAGACUACAUCACGACCUCGAAAGCCAACGCAUUCGAGCUCCGCGCCGAAGGCUUGGGCUUCAUGCGCUGCGAAGCCGACGAGAACUCUACAACAACCUAUGACCUCACCUGUCCAGAAUGGACGCUUAAAGCCACGACUAGAAGUCGAAUACCAUGGAAACAGGGAGAGCCGCAUAGCACGCCCGAAGGCCUGCUCGUUAGACUUCCUCUGCCAUUGCACUGGCACGUCCAUUCGUUCGCGUCAACCGCAGACUUCACGCUUGACGUCGGAUCUGCGUCCCUCGCUCUGCCCCAAGAAGAUCGCACAGGCACCGCACUGAUACACCAGGAGAAGAACUGGGCGGACAGUUUCCCUGCAGCACACAUGUGGGUACAAGCGCAUUCCUCUACAUCCGACGAAUCUAUUUGUCUCGCGGGCGGAAAGAUCCUCGGCAUGACAGCGUAUCUUCUGGGUUAUCGUGCGCCGGGGGUGAGUGUCUCGUUCACGCCUCCGUUUGCGCUAUCGGUGUUGGGGAUCUCGCCGUUCAUGAGCCUUGAUAUCGACUGGGAGAAUCGCGCGUUUCGGAUCUGCAUAGCGGGGCUAUGGAGGAAGAUUGAGGUGAGGGCUAGUGCGCCGGCGGAAGGGGGUUGGUUUGGACUGGCGAGCCCGUUUCCGGACGGUCAUAGGAACAAUUUCUUGACGGAGAGCUUCAUGGCGAACGUGCAGGUCGUUGUGAGUGAGCGGAAGCAGGGUGGGCUGUUGGGUUCGUGGACCUGCUGGGGAGAGUGGGCGGAGGUAAAGCGGAGUACGUUUGAUAACGCCAGUCUAGAGUUUGGAGGCGAGUACUUCCCCGAGAGAGGGGCAGACGGAGCGAAGAAGUAUGAAAUGGUGUAGUAGAUAU